AACUACGCCACGCUCUGUCAACGUAAGCACUUACACGUUCGCCGCCAUUGCAAGCAAAACGAGUGCACAGAUGACGAACAACACACAACACUUCACAACAUGCGAUUUGGCUCGCUUGUUUGAACCAAAAUUAACCGAUAACUUUACUUGAAUGUGUUUCAACAAAAGUUCCAGCUUCAGCAGAUAAAAUGUCGGCUUUUAUUGCCCACCCUUCGGUGCGGAUCAGGGGCACAGAGCACACCUACAACCCAGUGUUGUGUCAGGACGAUGACUGCUCAGGCAAGGACAAGGGCACUCAUAUGCACUGUCCUCUCUGCACUGUGGUCGAGGCCUAUCACGACCCUCUUAUCCUACGGGCUCAUUACCGCAUUAAACAUGUUGACAAGGGCAUCGACUUUGCUGGCCUAAAAGUGCUUCGAUGCUGCAACCACUGUGAGAUCGUGGGCACCAUCAAAGGGGAGAAGAGGUUCAAGGGUGCACACUGGCACUGCUACCGCUGCCGAAACGGCUUCAACCGCCGAGACGAGGCCAUCAAACACUAUAAGACCCACUUCCGGAACCCCCACACCACCUUCCAGAUACAGGUCACACAGGAGGUGAACAGCCGACAGUAUUAUGACCAGAGUCCGGAGGCCCACCCUAAAGCCUAUGGAGGGCUGGAAGUGUGUACGGGCUCUGGGGUGGAGGGGGGAGACAUGGGGACUAUCAUGGCGCAGCCAAUCCUCAACACAGCCAACACGGAGACUCUGCUCACUGUGGAACCCAAGGUUUCAUAUAUGUCUCAUGAUUUGUGCAGCGUGAACAACGGGAUCCUAGUGGCGGCCGAAGAGGAGGUGGGGCCUUCCCAGCAUACCCAUGACCAGACCCAGACGCUGGUUCUCAUGGACCCAGAUGGACAGGGAGGCAACCUGAUUUACGAGGAGGCGGCCAGCAUUAUCUCUGAACAGGGCGGGGAGAGUCUGGAGCAGGCCCUACAUAUAGAGAAGCAUCUGCUGGAGCUCCACCAGCAAAACGUGACCUUGCGGCAGGAGAAGGACGCCAUGGAGAAGAGGCUAAGGGCAGAGAUCCACAGACUUAACGAACAGGUAGCCAGUGUGGUGCAGGCCAACAUCAAGAUGUUUGAGGAGCUAAAGCUGUACCGCUCUGCAGAGAACAGCCAGCAGAGAAUCGAUCAGCUGGUGAAGAGUCUGGAGAUGCAACACCGCACUCUCAUCCACACCCAGCUAGCCUCCCUGAGGACAGAGCUUCUACGGCAGGCUGAGAGAACAACGCCCGUCAACGGCCACACAGAGCUUACAGUCAGCCUGGUUGGUGAGAUAGCCACUCACCCUGGGGAGAUGGCCCUCUUUGAGGAGGAACAGACUGAAACAAGGGUAGAGAGGGAGGAAGAAGCAUUAACCAUGGUGGUGGUUCAGAUGGGCCCUGACCCAGGGGACUUGGUACCGAUAUCGGGUGAUGCAUGUUUGGUGGCUGGGAAGAAUGAGGAAUCAUCGGUCCCUGAGCUGGACAGUGUUGACUCUGGGGCAGAGCCCUUCAAGAAUGCUACAGAAUCCCUUGAAGACAAAGAGGGGGAGGAGAAAUCGUCAAGGAAGCGCAGCCCCAAAGAGGAACCCGGGAGGGAGAGUGAAGCCAAACUGCAACGCAUCUGUUGAGAUAAUAGAGACGGUGGUCUUUAUUACUCUCAUCUGUUUUUCCCUUUGUCUCUCUCCAGUCUUUUCCUGGUAGUACUUGUGAGUUUCUUUAAGGGAGGGUAACUUUCCCACACGGGGUUCUAAUAGUCUGCUGCAGACUGAGCCAGGCACAGUACAGCAGUGUGGGAAAACCUCAACUGAGAAACCAGUCCCUAAUAUGGCUGUGAAAGUCAAUGCAUCCUCCACUCCCUGCAGUGUGUAAGCUGUACAUAAUGCUACUCCACUAAACCUACUGACUUACUGUUUACCAGUCUGCUCUGUACAUUAGCUCUGUUUUAGAAGCUUCAUGAAGGAUGACGGUCUGCAGUGAAUUAGACCUAUUCAAAGCAAAUAACCAAGUCAUGUUAUUUUGUUCUGACUGAAGUUUUUGCAAUGUGUUCCAAUGUUUUCAUAAAGCUUGUUUGUUCAACAGUUGGUUCCAUUGUUCUACUAAACAUUAUUUUUUACAGACUGGAGGUAACUAACCAUCUGUCUUGACGAGACAGCCACUUGGCACACUAUGCAAUUGUAGUUUGUUAUACAAUGUGUUGCUCAUUAACUUGCAUAAGAUGUAUACAGUACAUAGUCUACAAAUCAUAUCGGAUACAACAGUACAUCUCAAGCCUAUGAAUUUGCUUUAUUUGAGAAAAUGACUAAACAAAGCUACUGUGUAGUUUAUUGCUUACCGGUAUUCAGGCAUGGUUUUUCAUCCCAAAGUUGUAGACAAAUGAAAAGCAAUCCCUUGACAUGAAUUUGUAGUUGCUGAAUAAAGAAAACAACAAUGUGAA
Molecule: messenger RNA, 2458 nt
Organism: Salvelinus sp. IW2-2015
Lineage: Eukaryota; Metazoa; Chordata; Actinopteri; Salmoniformes; Salmonidae
Source: RefSeq, a predicted model, not a curated record